AGAGUGGCGCUCCCCAUUUGGUACCGCAUGCUCACUAUGAGCUGCUGGCUCUGGCCAUGGCUGCCACUGCUGCAGCUCGAUGUGCCCGGCGGCUCCCUGCCCUUCCGUCACAUGAGCCAGUCUCUCACAUGGCGACUGGCUUUCUGCAAAGCAGAGAGGAAGGGGACCUCUGCCCCUUCUGCCCAGGAGAGAUGGGUCUGCUAA
Messenger RNA from Rangifer tarandus platyrhynchus (Svalbard reindeer), 204 nucleotides. The record is from the annotation of a GenBank genome assembly. Lineage: Eukaryota; Metazoa; Chordata; Mammalia; Artiodactyla; Cervidae.